UGGCGGUACAGCUAUAUUGUCGUGUUCAGUCCAAUUGUCUUUGUGCAGUCGAAGAAGCCAAGAUGGCAGCCACUGUGAAGGGACCUGUAGCGGUUGAAGAUGUAAAUGUCACUUUUGAGGACCAGCAGAAGAUCAAUAAAUUUGCCAGGAACACAAGUCGGAUGACAGAACUCAAAAGUGAAAUAGACGCAAAGAAAAAAUCGCUGCAGGACUUACAGGAUGCCAGCGAUGACCUGAUGAUGUUAGACGACGACGCUCUAUUGAUCCCUUAUCAAAUUGGUGAUGUCUUUAUCAGCCACACCCAGGAAGAAACACAAGAGAUGCUGGAGGCUGCUAAGGAAGCACUGGAGCAGGAGGUCAAAGGCCUUGAGGCGCAAGUGUCAGCGAUACAGCAAGUGUUGGGGGAUCUGAAGGUCCAGCUCUACGCCAAGUUUGGUAACAAUAUUAACUUGGAGGCAGAUGAAAGUUGAGCAGUGAAACAGACAUUGACAGCUGCCCCAGCAUGGACUUUUUUUCAUGCAGCUCUCACGUCACAUCCACAGGACACAACAAAGCGUCAACAUGAAGAGCUUAGGUUUGUAGCUUCUGGCUUUUGUUUACACUGAUGUUGUGUGUAUGCGUUAAGUUUUGGAAAAUAAAUUCACAAAGACAACAAAGGAGAUUAAAUAAAUGCACAUAAUUUCUGAUGUAUUUUAAUUGGCUCCUUAUUUAAUGUUAAUGGGGUUUUGUUUGUUUUUUUUUAACUUGGUUGAUCAAGAUCAAGUAAAUACAUGAGGAACAAAAAACAGCUAUGUUGCAUUUUAACUUCUAGCAAAUUUAACAGUCUGCAAUAUUCUGCCCAAGAACUCAUUUCAUUUGUGACCCUGUUGCAUAUUUGUCUACCCUAAAGGUUUGAAUGAAAUUAACCAAAGUCCUGUCUUUGACACAGCAGUGCUCUCUGCUUGGUGACUAUGUUGCUUUAAAGUGAAAGUGUCAGAAGUAUCCGACCUGCUCACCCUUGUUAAACAUUGUGUGGUGUUAAGACUAAUCAAGUUAACGUUGAUUAAAUUAGAACCCUUGUCACUGUUUAAUUCAUUUGGAGAAAUCUUAAAAAAGUUUGAACCAAUUAAUAUUUAGUCACAACCGUAACUUACAUACAUCCAGAUCUCUUAAGGUAAGGUAUCUCAUCUUAAACUGUCACCACAUUGUUUAAUUAUAUGUGAUUUGGCAAAUGAAGUUGUAGAAACGUAGUCUAAAAUAAAUCUGAAAUUACA
Molecule: messenger RNA, 1253 nt
Organism: Seriola aureovittata
Lineage: Eukaryota; Metazoa; Chordata; Actinopteri; Carangiformes; Carangidae
Gene: pfdn4
Product: prefoldin subunit 4
Exons: 4
Coding region: 63-470 (135 amino acids)
Biological process (GO): protein folding
Cellular component (GO): prefoldin complex; cytoplasm
Source: RefSeq, a predicted model, not a curated record